Molecule: messenger RNA, 3998 nt
Organism: Pungitius pungitius (ninespine stickleback)
Lineage: Eukaryota; Metazoa; Chordata; Actinopteri; Perciformes; Gasterosteidae
Product: kelch-like protein 11
Exons: 3
Coding region: 258-2441 (727 amino acids)
Molecular function (GO): protein binding
Source: RefSeq, a predicted model, not a curated record
GUGAAAGCUGUCGGAACAACGCGCCCUCCUAUUAAUACAGAAAUCUGCCGUGAGUGCGUUUGUGUCAAUUAGGAAAAACUUGUUGAAAUUAGAUUACUGUCCGACUUGAUGAAUUUUUAUUUCAGGCAUUUACGACGCAGAACAUAUAUCGCUGUAACCGAAACAUUAUGAUUGGGUAAAGUCCGUCUUUACGCUUGCAGAGACUACUUUUAGGCAUUAAACUCGGCUUAGUGGGAGUAAUUUGCCUCUGACGUAAGAUGACGCGGUUCCGCCUUUCAGCACUGCGCAUGUCAGCAAUCUGUCUGUUUACCGAGCUGAAGCUAGGUCCGUAUUCGUUAUUUCCAAAACUUCAAUCGACUAUGCUCAAUGACGGGGACACAGACAGCACAAUGGCGGCGGCGGCCCCCAACCCGGAGGACUCCUCCAGGAGCGGCAGCGGCAGCAGCGGCGCCAGCACGCCCAGCGCCCUCGUCGGAGACGGGGACGCGGAGGAGGCCGAGGACUUCACCUCCUCCUCCCACUGCUCGGAGCUGUCGCGGCGGCAGAACGAGCAGAGGAAGCAGGGCUCCUUCUGCGACGUGACGCUGGCCUUCAGCAGCGGGGCGGCCAGCGGGAGCGUCCAGAGUUGCGAGUUCUCCGCCCACAGGUCCGUCCUGGCCGCGGCCACCGAUUAUUUCCCCCCGCUGCUCGGAGGACAGUUUUCCGAGUCGCUGUCCGGUCGCGUGGAGAUGAAGGAAUGGAGCUCUGAACUGGGGCCGGACCCGGAUACGGUGGAGAGCGUCAUCCAGUUCAUGUACACUGGAGAAAUACGAGUUAGCACCGGCAAUGUGCACGAAGUGCUGGAGCUGGCAGACAGGUUCCUCCUGCUGCAGCUGAAGGAUUUCUGUGGCGAGUUCCUCAAGAAGAAGCUGAGCCUGACCAACUGCGUGGCGGUGCACAGCCUGGCCCACAUGUACACCCUGGACCAGCUGGCUCUGCGUGCCGCCGACAUGAUCCGCCGCAACUUCCACAAGGUUAUCCAGGACGAGGAGUUCUACACGCUGCCCUUCCACCUGGUGCGGGACUGGCUGUCCGACGCGGAGAUCACGGUGGACUCCGAGGAGGUGCUCUUCGAGGCCGUGGUGAAGUGGGUGCAGAAGAACGCGGAGGAGCGGAGCCGCUACUUUGAGGAGCUGUUCCGUCUCCUGAGGCUGCCGCAGAUCAAGCCCACCCACCUGACCAGGGUGGUGAAAACCGAGCAGCUGGUGGCCGCCAACGAGGCCUGCCUGCGGCUGGUGUCCGAGGCCGUCGAGGGCCACGCCAUCCGCUUUGAGAACCUCAAGUCGACUGACAUGGAGUUUUGGUCCUCCCACACGUCCUCCUUUCAGCCCCGCUUCGGCCAGAACAUGGACGUCAUUAUGGUGGUGGGCGGCGUGUCGGAGGGAGGGGACUACCUCAGUGAGUGCGUAGGCUACUUCAUUUACGAGGACCGCUGGGUCAACCUGCCGCACAUCCACAACCACCUGGACGGCCACGCCAUCGCGGCCACGGAGUCCCACGUCUACGUGGCCGGUUCCAUGGAACCGGGCUUCGCAAAGACGGUGGAGCGUUACAAUCCUAAUCGCAACACCUGGGAGCAGGUGAGCAACCUGACCACGCGCAAGCACUCCUUUGGCCUCACCUGUAUCAAGGACAUACUGUACAGCAUCGGGGGCCACGGCAACUUCAGUCCGGGUUUCAAAGACGUCAGCAUAUACGAGCCCGAGUACGACAAGUGGCACAAUCUGGAAUCAGCCCCCAAGAUCCUGCGGGACGUGAAGGCGGUGAGCGUGGAGGACCGCUACGUGUACGUCACGGCCCGCACACCCGUCGACACGGACAACGAGGACGGACUGAAGACGGUGACCACGCGCUACGACACGGAGAGCCGCCAGUGGCAGGACGUGGACUCCCUGCCCCUCAUCGACAACUACUGCGUGUUCCAGAUGGCCGUGGCUUCCACUAACUUCUACCACACGGCCUCCUGCUGCCCCAAGAGCUACACGGAGCGCGAGGAGGUGGCCAAGCAAAAGAUCAGCGGGCGCAUCUCGGACGAGAUCCUGGAGAGCCUUCCGCCGGAGGUGACCAGCAUCGAGGGCGCCGCCAUCUGCCACUUUGACGAGGACGUCUUCAUCAUCGGGGGCUGGAAGAACAGCGACGACGUGGACAAGCAGUACCGCAAGGAGGCGUACCGCUACUGCGCCGAGAGGAAGCGCUGGAUGCUGCUGCCGCCCAUGCCGCAGCCUCGCUGCCGAGCCACCGCCUGCCACGUCCGCAUCCCCUACCGCUUCCUGUACGGCUGCCAGCGCUACCCGAUGCCCCAGAACCUGGCCCGCCAGCGGGAUCGCAUGCAGCAGAUGCAGCAGCUUCACCGGCGCACGCUCACCUUACGCCGGCAGCUCCAGUCGCAGAUAGAGUGCUGAGGCGGCCCGCUCUGCCCGAGGGUCCAUCCCGUGGCGGCCGUCUCCCAUCAACCCCCGCUAAUGCGCGUGACAGGCGGCGGGUCUUGUGUGGCUCUCGCACGGGAUGUCACUUCAUCGGCCUCUGGUGCUGCGUUGGGUCCAUGGCUGAUUCGACCCGAGGCCGUGAAAUGUGAGGACAGGAGCGCACCGACCCGCUGGUUGUCUUUGACAAAGGAUAAGGGCAUUGUAAAUAUGUGAAUAAGAGGGUUCUAUUGCAUCCAACAACUGAGUAUCCUUUUGUCAAGUAUUUUGGUAUAGAUGCUGUUUAUUUGUUUGUACAUAAAUAGGAUAACUGUGUAUAUGUAAACAUUUACAUAGGUAUUUAACAUUCCUUUAUUGUGUGCCUGAAGUGAGGAGGCUAUGUGACAUUACCAAUAACUGCAUUCCUACAUUAAAUUCAUCUCGCUUAAUGAAGUCUCAUUCCAUUUUAACACUGUGACAAUCUCUUCCUUUAAGUAGAACAUAUGUCUUAAUUCUACCUGGGAAUGGCUCAACAAAAUAUGAAUGAUUUAAGAAAGGCUUUUCAUCUUAAUCUUCAGUUUACUUUUAGUUACCCUUCAAAAGAAUGUUUAUUUAUAAUAAUAUAUGUUUUGCCUAUCUAACACAAGAGAACUAGGGAUUUUUCUCCUGCUAUACGGUGGGGAUAUAAUUUAAUAGAUAACUGAUGUUGAAAAGCUAAAGAAUAAGAUGUAAUAUUUUGAGUUAACUUGACAUUGAAAUGUUCUAUUUGGACACUGCAUUGAGCAUCAAUCACUGGCAAUGGCUCAAUCAUUCCUUUCUUUUGCACUUGGCAGUCUCUUGCUCAGUGAUUUUUUUAAAAUUCAUUCUAGAAAAAUACAUUGAAGUUGUUUAUAUGUCUGAGUCUAAGAGUGUGUGGUUUGUGUUCGCAGAGCUUCUCUUCAACUGCACUUUUUGGAAAUGUAAUUGUAAAGUCUUAAAGAAACAGGGAUUUAAGUUGCCAUUGCACUUUGACUUUGCUUAUUUGGUUUGUUUCUUAUCAGACAAGUUGAUUGUAUUUUGCAAAGGCUUGGAUUUAGCCUAGAAAUCUUUAGAAGUACGUUUUGAUCUUUAAAACACACAUUCUUAUUAUUCAAGGACUUGUUUCCAACAUGCAAUGUCUUGUUUAACCUUGUCUUAUUGUACUUUAAUUCCAGCUGGGUGUAUAUUAUAGAUUUGCAAUGAUGUUCUGUGGUCUCCUCUGACCCUUUAUAGACAUGAAAAUGAGAUAAAAGGGAUCAAAUGUAUAGGCAAAACAAACAGGACUGUUAAAGGAAUGUGCUGUCACUGACUGAGAAAUUCCUGCUGUGCAGCGCCGAUUACAGCAUUAAGGUUUGCGGGGCGCAGAAAUGAUAUUCAUUUCCACUUUACAUAAACAUAAAUAUCACUGCAAAUAUUGAGUGGAAUACACUUUGUAAUUUGCCUUGCAUGUGAUAAUUUGACAUUGUGUUCUCUUUAUAUUGGAUGUAAGAAAUGCUAAUGUCAUCACUUGCAAAUAAAUAAAGUUGUUUUGCUAGUCAA